Molecule: messenger RNA, 3453 nt
Organism: Rotaria sp. Silwood2
Lineage: Eukaryota; Metazoa; Rotifera; Eurotatoria; Philodinida; Philodinidae
Source: the annotation of a GenBank genome assembly
AUGAGUGGUAGUGAUAAUCAAAAUGAAAUCGGUAAAUUACAACAACAUCUUGUUCUACUUCGUGAAGAGUAUGUUAAACUUCAACAACGUUACAAAAACUUAGAACGAAAUUAUAAUGUUCUUAAUUCAACAACAAAACUUGAUCAAAAUUCAUUUGUUUAUCGUUUACUUAAAAUUGUAGCAGAAUUAUUUAAUCGUGAACUCUAUAGUGACAUUACAAUUAAACUUGAUGGUGAAACUUUACAUGGUCAUCGUUUUGUUUUAGCAGCACGUAGUAUUAAAUGGGAUCCACAACAAUUAGGUGAUGCAUCUGAACUUGAUUUAACAGAUAUUCCAUAUGAUGUUGGAUUUCAAUUGAUUAAAUGGGUUUAUACAGAUGAAAUAGCUGAAAAACAGAAUGAAGAUUUUUUAUUAAAUUUAAUGAAAACAGCUAAACGUUUUGAAUUAAAAGAAUUAAUUGAUCAAUGUGAAGUGGCAUUAAUAUCAGCAAUAACAGUUCGAAAUUGUUUGAAAUUUUAUAAAGUAGCAGAAGAAAUAGGUGCACAAGUUUUACAAACUCACUGUAGUCAAUUAAUUAGUGCACAUUGGAAUGAUUUUACCAGUGAAGAUUUUCAACAUUUGCCUGCACCAAUGACAUUUAAAUUAUUUAAACAAAAAACUAAAUAUCCACUUCAUCAAGCUGUACGCAUGAAACGUGAAGAUGUACUUUUUCUUUAUUUAAUUGAUAAUGAUGCAGAUUUAGCUGAACGAGUUAAUGAACUUGAUGAUCAUGGUGAAUUAGCACUUGAAUUAGCAUUAAAAACAAAACAAGAUAGUAUGGCAGAAAAUCUUGUUCGUCAUCAAGCUGAUAUUAAUCAUAUUGAUGCUGAAAAUCGAACAUUACUUCAUUUAGCUAUUAAACGAGGUGAUGAACAUUCUGCAACAUUUCUUAUAAAACAUGACUGUCGACUUAAUCAUCAAACAAAUGUUGGACGUGAAACACCAUUACAUUUAUUAAGUGGUCUUAAUCCAGCUGAAUUAUUAUCAGAUGUUAUGACUGGAAUGUGUCGUGUAGCACGACUUAUGCUUGAACAUGGUGCUGAUACAAAAAAACAAGAUGUAAAAGGCAAUAAUUGCCUUCAUAGAGCAAUACUUUCUGACAAUAUACAUGUUUUUCGAGAAUUAUUAACAGCAUCAAAAUUAGCAUUAGAUGAUAGAAAUAAAGAUGAUCAUGUACCACUUUGGCUUGCUCUUCAACAAGCUGAACAAAUGCAUAUUAGUUUUGAUCAAGAAACAUUUGCAAGUUUACUGGUUGAUCGUGGUGCUAGUGUUGAUGCUAUUGAUCCAAUAUCAACAGCAAAUGAAUCGUUAUUACAUAAAUGUGCUCGUCAUCAUUAUCAACAAGCUGGUCUUUAUUUAAUAAAAAAAGGUGCCAAAAUAAAUCAUGUUAAUAAACAAGGUGAAACAGCAUUACAUCUAACAUCACAAUUAGGUUUAGAACAAUUUACAAAAGCUUUACUUGAAAAUGGUGCCAAUUCAAAUAUUCAAACUCAUCAAACAUUAUCUUCUAAUGAUGAACAAAUUUCAAAUGUUGGUCUUCAAACACCAAUUCAUCGUGCUGUUUAUGCAUCACAAGAACGUAUACUUGAUGUUUAUAUACAAUUUCGUGAAAAAAUUACUGAAGAAAAUUUAAAACCAAAUUUUAAUAUUCAAGAUGAACAUGGUCAAAGUAUUUUUUCAUUAACACUAUGGAUGAAUAUGUUAACAAUAGCUAAACAACUUUUACUUAAUCGUCAUGCACAAUUAGAAAUAAAAGAUUGCGAACAAACACCAUUAUUAGCACAAGCUAUUAGUAAACAAAAUGUUCAAGCAGCUUUAUUUUUACUUGAACAAGGUGUUGAUGUUAAUGAAAAAACACAUGGUCUAUCUCCCAUACAACUUGCUGUUAAACAUCAUUUACCAUCUGUAGUUGAAGCACUUUGUCGUAAUGGAGCAAAUAUGAAUGUUGUUGAUGAAAAUAGAAAUAGUGUCUUAUGGAAUGCAUUAGAUUCAGGUCAAGAAGAUAUAGCUUCAAUACUUGUCAAAUUUGAUUGUGAUAGUACACAAUGGUCAAACGGACCUGAUAAUUGUCGACAAACUCUCUUGCAUCGAGCUAUUGAUGAAAAUAACGAAAGUGUUGCUUGCUUUCUAAUCAAAAGUGCUUGUGACAUUAAUUCUCCUCGUCAACCUGGUGUAAACGGUGAAGCACCUGAUAUAUGCAAAACUCUUGAAAGUCCUUUACAUCUUGCUGCUCAAUGGGGUCUUGAACGAGUUGUUUCAACGUUAAUUGAAUAUCAUGCCGAUAUAAAUAAAAAAGAUGCCGAAGCUAAUACUCCACUUCAUGUUGCAAUCAUUAAUCAACAUACAACUAUAAUUAAUUUAUUACUUAAUGCACCAAGUUUAGAUUUAACAAUACGUAAUAAACAAAAUCAAACACCAUUUGCUUGUGCAAUGGUAGCCAAAAAUAAUGAAGCUGCAAAUCUUAUUUUAAAACGUGAACCACGAGCAGCUGAACAACUUGAUAAUAAAGGUCGAAAUUUUCUUCAUGUAGCUGUACAAAAUGGUGAUAUUGAAAGUGUUUUAUUUUUAUUAACUGUUCAAGUUAAUGUUAAUAAUCGUGUUCAAGAUGCUAGUCAAUUUACACCACUUCAUUUAUGUGUACAAAUAGGAAGUGAAAUCAUUCUGAGAAAUUUAAUACUUGCAGGUGCGAAUAUUAAUGAUGUUACAGCUAAUCGUCGAUCAGCUUUACAUAUUGCAGCAGAAAAUAAUCGUGGUGUUAUUUGUAGUAUUCUUCUUGAAAAUCAUAUACAUGCUAAUUUAACUGAUGCUAAUCAAAAUACUGCUCUUCAUUUGGCGGUACAACAUGGCAAUUUAGAUGUUGUACGUUGUUUAUUAGCAGAAUCUGAUAUUGACGUAUUGACAUUAAAUUCCAAAGGAAUGAAUUGUCUUCAUGUUUUAGCAGCUCAUCCUCAAGGAAAUGCUCAAGCAAUAUUUGAGCAGAUUUUAAAACAUCAUCCAACAUUUCCACUUGAUAUUCAAGAUGGACAAGGAAAUACAGCUCUUAUAUUGGCUUAUAAAAAUGGUCAUGGUCAAUUAUGUCGUGCUCUUGUAUCAGCUGGUGCUAAUUUAAGUAUUUGUAAUAAUGAUUCAUUAUCAAUAUUUACUAUGCCAACGGCAAGUAAAGCUUUACUUGUUAAUAUACUUGAUAUUAUUACUCGUGAACCUCCAUGGGGUGAAAGUGAAACUUGUUUGGAAUGUGGAAUGAAAUUUACAAUAACAAAUCGAAGACAUCAUUGUCGACACUGUGGUCGAGUUUUAUGUAAACGGUGUUCUGUGAAUGAAUUACCAAUAAUGAAAUUUAAUUUGCAAAAACCUGUUAGAGUAUGUCAAUUAUGCAAUGAUGUAUUAACUCUUGGUGUUAUGGCGGCUCGUUGA